Molecule: messenger RNA, 2805 nt
Organism: Soboliphyme baturini
Lineage: Eukaryota; Metazoa; Nematoda; Enoplea; Dioctophymatida; Soboliphymatidae
Source: the annotation of a GenBank genome assembly
AUGGAUUGCUACUUCAGAUCCCGUAAAAGGCGGAGAUCUUAUACAGGUCGCCGAGCGCACGGACGUAGAAGAGUACCACGAGCUGCCACCGCCAGGAUGGAGCGAAUUUGGGAGAACGGUGUCAUUCCUUACGAAGUUUCGGCUAACUUUAGCGGCGAGCACUACGCUUUGUUUCGACGGGCGAUGAACCACUGGGAAAAUUAUACAUGCUUGUCGUUUGUUCCUCGAAAACCAGAAGACACCAAUUACAUUGUGUUUACUAUAGCGGAUUGCGGCUGCUGCUCAUUUGUUGGAAAACGUGGAGAAGGGCCUCAGGCUAUAUCGAUUGGCAAAAAUUGUGAUAAAUUUGGUAUUGUGGUCCAUGAACUGGGACACGUCGUUGGUUUCUGGCAUGAACACACACGCCCAGACCGCGACCAGUUCGUUGAUAUCUAUUACAAGAAUAUUCAACAAGGACAAGAUUAUAACUUCGAGAAGCUUAAAUCGAGCGAGGUGAACUCUCUGGCGCAGCCAUAUGAUUUUGCCAGUAUCAUGCAUUAUGCUCGUGACACCUUUGCCAGAGCGAUGUAUCUGGAUACGAUUUUGCCGAAGCCAGAUCCGAUUUCUCGAGAAAGACCCGAAAUUGGACAGCGAAUCCGCCUUAGUCCCGGGGACAUCAUCCAAACUAAUUCUCUUUACAAAUGUGCAAAAUGUGGGCAGACGUUUCUCUCGCAAAAAGGCACACUGUCUUCGCCAGACUUUGACGUCAAACCUAGAAAUGGAGAUUACUAUGUUUGCCAAUGGCGAAUUAAUGCCCCUCAGGGUCAUCAUAUCCAGCUUAAUAUAACGUUUCUUGUCUUGCCAGAAAGCCCAGGAUGCACUGGCGAAGAUCGACUAGAAAUCAGAGAUGGGCAUUCCGUGAAAUCACCCCUGGUGGGGCGUCAUUGUGGCCGACUAGCGGAGCCUCUGCUCAUAGCCUCUGUGAGUAAUCGUCUUUGGAUCGAAUAUCGAGGAAUGAGCGAUGAUUGGCCAAAAAAGAAUGGUUUCAAAGAUAAGAAAAAACGCAGGGGCUAUUCGGCCUCUUACGAAAUGAUAUGUGGUGGAAAAAUAUCGGCCGAUAGUGGCGUGAUCGAGAACCCGAACUAUCCUUAUGAAUAUUCGCCAGAGAGCGACUGUCUCUGGUUGCUGACAGUUCCUGAAGAAUAUCAGGUGGCCGUAAUUUUCACAACUUUUCAAUUAGAACAACAUGAAGACUGCAUAUAUGAUUAUUUGGAGUUUCGUGAUGGCCACGAUGAAGAUUCGAAGUUGAUCGGUAGGUUUUGUGGUUAUUCUCUCCCAAACAACAUCAAAUCUACCGAGAAUAAGAUGCGCGUGCGUUUCGUCAGCGAUGCGUCAGUGGAAAAACCAGGCUUUUCGUUUAAGUUCAUUAAAGAAUUCGACGAGUGCAAGACCUCCAAUCAUGGCUGUCAGCAUAAAUGCGUGAAUACGCUUGGAGGAUAUCGUUGCGAAUGUGACAUUGGCUACGAACUACAUAUGGAUGGCAGAAGCUGCGAAGAUGCCUGUGGUGGUUACCUGAAGGGCGAAAAUGGUAGCUUGAUGAGUCCGAACUUUCCGAAUCUCUAUCCGAAUAAAAAGCGUUGCGUUUGGGAAAUAAAGGCGCAUUCGCAGUAUCGCAUUUUCCUCAAUUUUACCCACUUCGAUCUAGAGGGAGUCUUGACAAACUGUGAGUACGAUUACGUGAAGGUGACCAGCGUGAGGCUGGAUGGUACCCCAGUUAAGGUUCAUGGACAGUUCUGCGGCAGAAUUGCACCGCAGUUUCUGCUGACGUCUGAAACAAGUCAUCUCCGGAUCGAGUUUACAACUGACAGCUCCGUCCAGAAAAGUGGAUUUGCUGCAAUCUACUUUACAGACAGAGACGAAUGCGAAGUGAACAACGGUGGAUGUGAACAGAUUUGUAAAAACAUGAUCGGAUCUUACGUGUGCGAAUGUGAGAGCGGCUUUGUUUUGGCAACUGAUGGCCAUCACUGCAAGGAAGGAGGCGGUUGCAAGUUUGAAUUGAAUGCAGCUUCAGGACAGCUUACUAGCCCGUCUUUUCCGGAUGACUAUCCAAACGACAAGGAGUGUACAUGGCACUUUGUUACAACUCCUGGUCAUCGUCUGCAGCUAGUAUUUACGGAGUUCGAAAUCGAACCACAUCAGGACUGCGCGUAUGACCGCGUCGAACUUUACGACGGGCCAUCGGCAGAAGCACCAAGUUUGGGUCGAUAUUGUGGUCCAAAGCCUCCUGAGAAAAUGCUGUCAAGCAGAAACGAAUUAUCGAUGGUAUUCCACUCUGACAGCAGUGUCCAACGCAAAGUUUGUGGUGGUGUUCUUCGUGCUGACCGGACGGUGGGUUACGUUUAUUCGCACGCGAUGUAUGGAGGAUCGAAUUACGAAAACAGGCUCGCUUGCGAAUGGGCCAUCAUCGCAACGGACGACAUGUCGGUAGAAAUUCAGUUCACAAACUUCGAACUCGAAGAAGAGGUACACUGCGAAUACGACUAUGUUGAAGUGUAUGAUGGGGAUAUUGACGCUGCUCCACGCUUGGGUAGAUUUUGUGGAAAUAAGGUACCUCAUCCAUACAUUUCGUCUGGCAACACUUUGCGAGUUCGCUUCCGCGCUGACGAUACUGUCACUGCGAAAGGAUUUGUAUUUGAAUACUUUUUAACAGAUCCAGUAGAAGGUGAUAUUUACACGGAACCCCCUGGUCCGUACACCCGACCUCCUUUGGAACCGGUCAUUAACGAGAAAGCGAACAAAAUUAUGUCUGGUACUCAAUCCAACUAG